This is a messenger RNA of Symbiodinium necroappetens, 1125 nucleotides long. NCBI's taxonomy places the organism in Eukaryota, Dinophyceae, Suessiales, Symbiodiniaceae. The record is from the annotation of a GenBank genome assembly.
AUGCUUUGCGUGCUGCUUUGCUUGCUGGUUGUGUUUUUAGGGUUGUGUAUCACGAUCCAUACAAGAGCUGUUCCUGAUGGUUGCAUCGGUGUAAGACGGUUUAUACGUCUACAGCCCGCACCCAAGACCAAGGUGACUCGAGUCCUCCUAUCCAUUUUCACGCUGCUCUACACUGCGACAGGGGCGAUUUAUGCCGCGGAGCACGAUGUGAACCCGCAGUUUCCGGACUUCUUCACUGCCUUGUACUUCGGCUUGACCACGCUGACAACUGUGGGUUUUGGCGACAUUACGCCAAUCACCGCCCAAGGUCGCCUGGUGGUGGCUGCAUCCAUUCUGGCAGGAGUAGGGAUCAUCCCCUAUCAGCUGAGCAAGCUGGCAGAGGUCUUCAUGGCUACUGCGAGCUUUGAUCGGCAGGGCAUCCGCUUCCAGAGCAUACAGGAGCUUCGGUUUUUAAGAAUCUCCGGAGAGUUCGGGGCGCCAGUGCCCUUCGUGCAACGCGACCCCGCAUCGGAAGGAUGCAGCCUUCUGCUGGCGCUGUGGUCGCAGGCAGACUCGGCCCUGGUCAGUCCGACAGAGAAGUUGAAUGCUUUGACGGCUGCCACGCUGGAGUUGAAAUCGCUUACACGACGCCUCGCUGCAGUUCUUCAGUUUCUUCGAGGGCAGCUCGCUCGGGCCUUGCGGAGGGAGUCAGAAGCCAAAAGGUCUGCCAACUUCACGGACCAACAGCUGCUAGGUGGAGAAGCGGACAAGCUGGUGUUGUACGGUCGGUCCAACGAUGCGAGUAUCUGGCAGCCAGAAGCUUUUUGGGGACGCCUCGGCUUCCUUGCAGAGCUGGGUGGCAUCGAGAGCAGGAGUCUUCGCCCUGGUGAAGGACUUCUGGCCUUAGACACUUCCGAGCUGAAUGACCUGGUAAUCGUGCGGCGCCUCGCGACUCCCAGGCCAACAAUUCAAAUCAGGGAUUCGACGAUGCAGUUUAAAGGGCAAUGGUACUAUCCGAGAAAUUUUCCGGCUGUACAGAGCGCGUGCACGGACAAAGACAACUCCGUGCUGGUCCUGCUAAGCAGCAGCUCCGACGCCGAUCACGGUACCGGGCCCGGCAUCGUCCGGCUCAGGCUCCCAAAGUAA